AUGUGUCAUCAGGUAGCCUAUACCUUGCCGUGUGAGCACGUCAAGACGCAGAUAGUCUACUGUGCCAAUGCAAUCCUCGAAAAUAGUGCCGAGGGGGGUGAAGUCCAGGGCAGCUCUGCGGCCCGAUCUUCCUCGUCAUUCGCAAAGCCGAAACACAAGAAAAAGCCAGUUUCUGAGCCCUCGAGGUCCGAUAGGAAGAACCAAGGCUCGGGGUCGCCGAAAGCCAUGUCGUACAAGCAACCCUGCGCCAACUUGACAAUCCAGUCCUUGCCAUACCCGAUGCCGCCGUCUUUCGCAGAAAACCCCGACUUCUUCACGUCAUCCCUGCCAUCCCCCAACUGCCCACUGUCUGAUUGCCCAUUCGGAAUGAAAGGCCGGUGUUGGACUUGUUGUUGGUGCGGGAAAGGCGAGAAUAGAACUGGACGUUGUGGGUGCGUGAUGCUUGUCGAGGGGAAUAUGUUGCGAUGUGAACACUUGUGUUGUAACGAGUGUGAACCGACUAGCAUAAGAGACAGUGUGUAG
Podospora pseudocomata is the source of this 522-nucleotide messenger RNA. RefSeq lists its product as uncharacterized. The coding region runs from base 1 to 522 and encodes 173 amino acids. The transcript has a single exon. The record is from RefSeq and is a predicted model, not a curated record. NCBI's taxonomy places the organism in Eukaryota, Fungi, Ascomycota, Sordariomycetes, Sordariales, Podosporaceae.